GACCUCAUUUCCCGUGUCCUCUCUGUGGCUAUCCAAAGAAAGUCAUCUUUCAGACUGUUUGCUCAGAGUUCAUCUCAAAACCUGGCAAAGGUUGGAGCAGUCAAUGAGUCAGAGCCUUUAAACAGAAAUCUACUCACUUUUCUGUGUGCACAAGGCUGAGCAGAGGUUCUGCCUCUCAAGAAGAACUGAGUGCUCUUGGGCAUUCAACACACCGCAGAGACCAGCAAUCUUGCACCCUCACCUCACAGCAUGGACAGAGGAGACCAAGCUAAGAGAACCAGGAAUGAAAACGUUUUCAACUGCUUAUACAAAAGCCCUGAGGCAACUUUUAAGCUGAUUUGCUUUCCCUGGGCAGGAGGUAGCUCCGUUCAUUUUGCCAGAUGGGGCCAAGAUACUCAUGAUUCGCUGGAAGUGCACUCCUUCAGGCUUCCUGGAAGAGAAAGCCGAAUUGAAGAACCUUUUGCAAAUGACAUCUCCCAGUUAGUUGAUGAAGUUGUUUGUGCUCUGCAGCCAGUCAUCCAGGACAAACAAUUUGCAUUUUUUGGCCACAGUAUGGGAUCCUACAUUGCUUUUAAGACUGCACUACACCUAAAAGAAAACAAUAAACCAGAACCACUGCAUUUAUUUUUGUCAAGCGCAACUCCUAUACAUUCAAAGGCCUGGCCUCGCAUUCCCAAAGAAGAUGAAUUGUCAGAAGAACAAAUUAGUCAUUACCUUACGGAAUUUGGAGGCACCCCCAAGCAUUUUGUUGAAGACAAGCAACUUAUGCAACAAUAUAGUCCCAUGAUAAGGGCAGAUCUGAACGUUGUUAGUAGUUGCACCUCUAACAUACCAUCUAAGGCUGUUCUUUCUUGUGACUUAACAUGUUUUGUUGGAUCUGAAGACAUAGUAAAGGACGUGGAAGCCUGGAAAGAUGUAACCAGUGGAAGUACUAACAUUCACCAGCUUCCAGGGGAUCACUUUCAUCUUCUGGAUCCUGCCAAUGAGAGAUUAAUCAAGAACUACAUAAUCAAGUGUCUAGAAGUAUCAUCGCUUGCCAAUUUUUAGAUAUUUUUUCCUUUCACUUUUAAAAUAAUCAAAGUAAUAUGAUAAUCUUUUCA
Piliocolobus tephrosceles (Ugandan red Colobus) is the source of this 1100-nucleotide messenger RNA. It is a transcript of the gene OLAH, whose product is annotated as oleoyl-ACP hydrolase. The transcript is spliced from 8 exons. Gene Ontology annotation, biological process: lipid biosynthetic process. Bases 250 to 1047 code for a protein of 265 amino acids. The record is from RefSeq and is a predicted model, not a curated record. NCBI's taxonomy places the organism in Eukaryota, Metazoa, Chordata, Mammalia, Primates, Cercopithecidae.